Molecule: messenger RNA, 2077 nt
Organism: Trichobilharzia regenti
Lineage: Eukaryota; Metazoa; Platyhelminthes; Trematoda; Strigeidida; Schistosomatidae
Source: the annotation of a GenBank genome assembly
CGCAGAGGGAUAUUUGUCGUUUGAAGGUCAUUAGCAGCUUGACCUAGACGAAUAUGAUUACACUGUCUCUCUUGCUGGCACUGUUGAUUGGUGGAAAAGAAGAUGGAGUCUUCCCUGAUUGGCAAUCUAGGGAAAAUCUGAAUGAAAGUCCCAUUGAAUACUUACUCCCAACGUUGGUGAAUUUCUACAAUCAGCAUUCAAGCGAGCCGUUUAAAUAUGUAGCUUUUGACGCCAACGAAACUCUGGUGACUGAUUCUCAUGGAUUUAAGUAUAUCUUCAACGUUCUAUUAGCUCCUUCAACUUGCGCCAAAUACAGUGUUGGCUACGUAUCCCUUGCAAACCUUGGUCGUUGCAAAUUGAGGGAGUAUGAGUUCAGGCGUUGCAUAUUUUCAUUGAGUUACCGCCAGGGUCUGCUGUUUGAUGACAGUAGUUUGUCUCUCGAGGAUUGUAUGCCUGCCACUCCGAAAAUGCCAGAAAACCCCCAGUAUCUAGGCUUUAAACUUCCUGAAAAUGUGGAUGAACUGUAUGCGAAUUUCAAAUGGUCAUACAAGAAACAAUAUCAAGGGACAGAAAAUGAGAUAAGAUUCAAUAUCUUUAAAGCCAACCUACUGAAAGCUCAACUGUAUCAAGUACUCGAAAGAGGUUCAGCUGUUUAUGGUAUCACACCCUUUUCAGAUUUAACAAGUGAAGAAUUUGCACAUACCCAUCUAAUGGCCUCUUGGGAUUCACCGCUUAAAAGUAGUGAAAGGAUUUCUUUGACUGGAAAAGUUGAAGAUAUACCAGAUAAUUUUGAUUGGAGAGAAAAAGGUGCUGUGACUGAUAUUAAAGACCAAGGCAUGUGUGGCUCUUGUUGGGCAUUUUCAACUACUGGGAAUAUUGAAGGCCAGUGGUUCCGUAAAACUGGAAAACUGUUAUCAUUAAGUGAACAGCAACUUGUUGAUUGUGAUAAAUUAGACGAUGGUUGUGGCGGUGGUUUGCCAUUGAACGCUUAUGAAUCAAUUAUUCGUAUGGGUGGACUAAUGACUGAAGAUACUUAUCCAUACGAUGCUAAAGAUGAAAAAUGUCAUUUAAAAAUUAGUAAUAUUGCUGCCUACAUUAAUAGUUCUGUUAGUUUACCAGAAGAUGAAAAUCAAUUAGCUAUUUGGUUAUAUCAGAAUUCAACAAUCAGUGUCGGAAUGAAUGCAAUGCUCCUGCAGUUUUAUCGACAUGGAAUUAGUCACCCGUGGAAAAUCUUCUGCUCAAAAUAUAUGCUUGAUCAUGCCGUUCUACUUGUUGGUUAUGGAGUUUCUGAAGAGAAUAUACCCUAUUGGAUUGUUAAAAAUAGUUGGGGAGUUGAAUGGGGUGAAAAGAUAUCUGAAUGAAUAUUUUUGUGCUAUUACUUUCCAUGACACACAAAUGCAGUAUCUGGUGUAUAAACGUCUAAUGAACAAUAGAUGUUUGGCUGAAGUCUCACUGAGAACAUCAUCAUUUAUUCGAUACCAGUGUAUAUGGUUGAUGAUUCCCAAAAAAGACGAAACUCCAGCUUCUCUAUAUUCAAGUUUAUAUGAAUCUCAAGUUUAAAUUAUAUGAUAAUAAAAUAACGAUGAUCAUUAUUAUAUGUGUAUACACGUAUAAGCAAUAAUGUGGUAUGCAUACUACACUUUCAUUUUAUACAAAAACUGCACAUACAUGAUCCUAGCAAAACAAAAAUGAUCCAUGUAGAUCAGUUGAAUAAGUAAAAAUUGAAAGCUAGUUUUUUUUUCUCUUCUAAUCUAGACACCAUCAUUCAUUAUUUCACGCAUAAUGAGAUGAUAAGUAUUUAAAUACUUUAUAUCUAUUGUGAAUUCUUUAAUUCAAAUAAUCCGCACUAUGUAAUUUAAACAAAAGAGUUAUGAGUGUGUGUGUGUGUAUAUCGCAUGAGUCAGUCAUCCCUUGAAUUUCAUUCGCAUCACAUGUAUUUUUCUCUAGUUAGUUAGUUAGUUAGUUUGGUAUGUUUAUUGUUAUAUUUAUGUAUAUAAUAUAUGUCUAAGUUAUCAUUUUAUAAACUAUAAUUGAGUGAAGUGUUUAUUUGUUGGUUUUUCGAACGUUACAUCCGCUU